Messenger RNA from Populus trichocarpa (black cottonwood), 1259 nucleotides. RefSeq names its product 50S ribosomal protein L21, mitochondrial. NCBI's taxonomy places the organism in Eukaryota, Viridiplantae, Streptophyta, Magnoliopsida, Malpighiales, Salicaceae. The transcript has 5 exons. Gene Ontology annotation, biological process: translation. The record is from RefSeq and is a predicted model, not a curated record. Gene Ontology annotation, cellular component: ribosome. The coding region runs from base 107 to 925 and encodes 272 amino acids. Gene Ontology annotation, molecular function: RNA binding; structural constituent of ribosome.
AAAUAUUAAACCUCACAGCAUCGCCUCAAAACCCCCCCAUUUCACCUGCACACUAAAACCCUACUACAAUCCAUCACCACCCCCACCACCGCAAUCACCACCAUCCAUGGCGCAGAGACGGUGGCUCCAAACCGUAACCCGCCAUGCCCUACCUCUCCUCUCCUCAAAACCGACAACCUCUCUCAAACCUCUACCUCACCUUCCAGCCCCCAUUUCUCUCAAAUCCAUUCUCUCUCCCAAACCCCUUCAACAAUUUCUAUACACUGAUCCCACCUUGUUCCACGCUCGCAGUUUCUCUUCAAGUUCUCGCGACGACAGCGAAAACGAAGAAGAUGACGUUGAAGAAGGAGGUGAAGAAGAAGAAGAUUACGAUAGUGAUAGCAAUGAGGCGGAGGUGGAUGAUGUUACGGUGUCGGAUAUGAAGAGAGAAUAUUCAGCGGAAGAGAUAGAAGCGGAGGCUGCCGCAAUUGGGUAUAAAGUGAUUGGACCGCUCUUGCCAUCGGACCGGGUUUUAAAACAUCGUGAGCCGGUUUUCGCUGUUGUUCAGAUUGGUUCUCAUCAAUUUAAGGUGAGUAAUGGAGAUUGUAUUUACGUGGAGAGAUUGAAGUUUUGUGAAGUAAAUGAUAAGUUGAUUUUGAACAAGGUUCUCAUGUUAGGAACAAGUACUCAAACAAUCAUUGGUAGACCUAUAUUGCCGGAUGCAGCUGUUCAUGCAGUUGUUGAGGAGCAUGCAUUAGAUGCCAAGGUAAUUAUCUUUAAGAAAAAGAGAAGGAAGAAUUACCGUCGAACGAAAGGACAUCGCCAGGAAUUGACUAGGUUGAGAAUAGCUGAUAUCCAAGGAAUUGAGAAACCAAAGCCAAAAGUUGAUCCAAAGCAAAAAAUGGUAGCUGUUAAGCAGCAAGAAAAGGUUGCGGUUGCUGCUUGAGAGGUAUUUUUCCUUUGAUUGUAUGUCCACAAUAAUGGCUCUCUGUUAUUUGGAGUUGACUUUCAGUGCUAUUUUACCAAGCGUGAUCUCCAUCCUGGCUCAUCCAAUGUACAUUUUGGAUGCCAUUUGAGGAAGCAAAUCUUUUUAUCUUACCAUAGGUGCCGAGGAGUUGGUACACUGGAAGUACGUUUUUUUUUUCCCAUGGGAAACUUUUGUUUUUGUAAUUCUUGUUAGUUUAUUUGCAUUUACUAUCAUAGCCAAGACUUGCUAGCACACUCUUGUUCUAAUAGAGUUAUUUUCAAGGAUUAAAUCAAUUAUUACUCGUUGCAGUUUA